Messenger RNA from Filobasidium floriforme, 3052 nucleotides. RefSeq lists its product as uncharacterized. NCBI's taxonomy places the organism in Eukaryota, Fungi, Basidiomycota, Tremellomycetes, Filobasidiales, Filobasidiaceae. The transcript has 3 exons. The record is from RefSeq and is a predicted model, not a curated record. The coding region runs from base 228 to 2774 and encodes 848 amino acids.
AACCUCGCCAUCGUCCCAUAACGUUUCAUCCUCUCGACUCGCGACUUUGAUUGUUCUCCUUCAUCGUCAUCGUCGUCGUCGUCAUCCCGUAGAGCAGGUCCUGGACCAUAUAACAUAUUAUUCACCACGCGAUCCCGGUUUGAUCGAAACUUACAGGUAGCGAACGAGUCGGCCGACCAGCAAAUCCAGCCCGAAUCACUCGACACGGGCAGAUAGCAAUCGGCGUGAUGGUCGUCUUCACCCCGCCUAUCGGGGAACACCUCGUCAUCCACCUCUCAUCAUCCAACUCGUCAUUCCAUAUCAGAACCAUCGACGUUCAAUUUCGAGCACGGGACGUCGACCGAAAGCUUCAACCUGGGGACCGGGUGGAAGUGUGGACCGAUGCACCGGAUCAGGAGGGCAAGAGGGUCGAGGGUGGAUGGAGGGCCGUCAAGUUUGAGGGCGAGGAUGUUGGUGUCGAGGAAGGAGACGGAACCGUGAACCCGGACGAACGGGAUGGAGACGUCCAGGUCUUUCAACUACCUACCCUUGCUCUUCCUCUCGACCCUUCCCGCACCGAUUCGACCUCGUCUCAAAUUCAAGUCGAUACCACGAACAACCUCGUCGCCCGCAUCUCCCUCCCCUACCCUCACUGCACUUCGGAAUCUGACCUGAAUUUCGAAUACACCUUCCGUAUCGUCUACCCGGACGGCAAGAUCUGGUGGUUGGGCGGGCUGGGGGCGAACGGGACCGUCAAGUUUCAGCUCGGAGGUGAUGACGACGGUGCCGAGACGGACGUCUGGAAUGGGUGGAAAGGAUGGGGGAUCUUGCAGGAAGGUACCAUCGCAGCCAUCCCCCGAUCCUCUGUCGAACGGCCGAGCCAGGCCGACCAAGACUCCGGAACGGCAUACUCGCUGGCUGUCCUUUACCAAGAAGAGCCUCGUGCUACCGAUACGGGAUUCUACAAGUUCUCCCCGUUCGAAGCUGGAUCGAAGCAAGGACAAGCCAGGGAGUCGGUACUUCUUUUGCCCAGGACGCAAGGGCAAACGUUUGAUAUCACCCAUGAUAGCGAGGGAGAGUAUCGGAUAGUUCCCCUUUCCCAGAUAGGAACCAGUUCGGUUAAAGAUGAUGUUUCGCCGUACGUGGUCUACAAAGGCCAGGGCACGGUCCACGGGCAAGAAGUCUUGGUCUUCGGGCUUGAGAAAGACGAUGAGAACGAGGGAUCAUCUCUGGCAGCGGGAGCGGGGAAGGUGUACGUCUUUUCCCGUAUGCCCGCUAUAACCGAAGUCGAGGGGAAGGUACACAGGGUCAAGGUGGAUUCGGCUUCCCUUGGCAUCGAGCAGGGAAGAGGCAAAAGUAGGAAGACGGCUCUGUGGGAUCGAAAGAGCAGGCGGUCGGUCUUCCUCCCUGGUUCCACCUCUGUGUCUGAGAACAAGACGGAAAUCGUGCUCGAGCUCGCACAAGACGAGCAUAGCUUGACGGCGCUGUCGGUCAUGGAACGGGUAGUGAUGCACCCUUUCGGGGACCACAACAUUGACAACAAGGAAAAGGUUCGACCGGAGGUUUUGGGCUGUGUCGAGCCAGUCUCCGGGUUGGAAUGGGUACCGUCGGUAGAGAGGGAGGAAGAAGAGGAUUUCGAAGAGGUCGUCCUCGUUCCUUUCGAUCAGGAAGAUGACGAUAAUGAGGACGGUGCUGGCGCAGGGGCGAACGGGUUGGUUACCAUGUCGCAAGACGGAUCUACAUGGGCGACCUUGGGUUCGUCUGACCGGUCCAUGCCGAGGUCCAGGUCAGCUUCGGCGUCGGUGAGCGCAGACGUCGGCGAGGAGGGCGUCAAGGGCAAGAUGGAGGAGGAAGGGCUAUUGAGCCCCAGAACGGUCGAUCUGCACGAGGUCGAGGAUGACCACGAGGAGGUCGAUGGGGUUGAGGCGGAAGACGGCAAAGACGAUCAUGCAUCGACGAGUCGAGCUAAAGCCGCCGCUGAUACUAAUACCGAUACGGACGAGAGCGAGACCUCGACUUUCGACAAGGCUCAACCCGCUCCGGCCACAUCGGACGACCUGGUCGCUGACCAAGACCUCCCCGUCACGAAGCGAAACCCUGAUCCCGACUUCAAACCGUUCAGCUGGAUCGCGAUCAUGCUUCGUAACCUAUGGAUGCGGACCUUGGGAGGAUUCUUCAGAUGGAUCGUGGUUAGGUUCAAGGGCAAUCAGAUCGAGAAGGAAGGAGAUGGUGGAGAGGGGGCCAGGAUCACGGAGCCAGAGGAGGUCGACGAGGAGACGCCGUUAUUGGGCAAGAAUCGUAGCGCCGGCUCUAGCGAUCACGAGGAGGAGGAACAGGAAGAGGUUGUUUCAACCCCGGUCCAUAGGGCUGACGAGGACGAAACUCGUACCCCAGAACAACAGCCUGUCAGCCUCUUGGAUUUGCCUGAAGCGCCACCCAUAAACAAGCCUUCCAUUGCGCCGCAAGACAUUGCCCCGAUCCGACCGGCCCAACCACCCGUCUACAAGGUUAUUACUAGGACCCGAACCAGGCUCGUCAAGGAACCUGGCUACAUGAAGCUCGUCAGCGGCAAGACCGGGAGGAUCACGCUGUUGACGGAUCUCGAGGAGACGCUCAGCAUCAUCCAUCGCACUGGCGCAGUUGGGGGCUCAAGCGAGGACGUCAAGCUCGAUUUCGAGAUCGUCCGCGCGGAUGAGAAGGAAGGGCGGGCUUUGACCGUCGUCAAGGUCGAUACGGCGGGGUUGCCUGAUCCAUUCGAUCUGCGGAUCAGCCAGGAUGAGAACGCCGCCGCCUAGGACGGAUUGGUAUUGGAGGCGAGGUUGCGGCGAACCGAUGGACAUACGAAGAUUAACGAUACGACAAUGGACUGUGACGCGGACUGGAUUUGGAAGCGACUGCGACUGAACUGCCGAUGCGAGGAGGAUAUAUAGAAUAGACUGCUUUACGUGCGGAUACACGAGAUCGAUAGGUCAGUAGGACCCGGAAAGUGCUUUGCGACGUGGCCUUUCCGUGGCUCGUGGUUUUGCUUUAUCUUACGACUAUGAUAGACGCGUAUGCAUAUGAUUUUCGUCAC